Messenger RNA from Penicillium nucicola, 1320 nucleotides. Its product is annotated as NAD(P)/FAD-dependent oxidoreductase. Gene Ontology annotation, molecular function: oxidoreductase activity. The transcript has a single exon. The record is from RefSeq and is a predicted model, not a curated record. Gene Ontology annotation, cellular component: cytoplasm. Bases 1 to 1320 code for a protein of 439 amino acids. NCBI's taxonomy places the organism in Eukaryota, Fungi, Ascomycota, Eurotiomycetes, Eurotiales, Aspergillaceae.
AUGUUACCGACAGUGAAAAUCACGGAUCUGAACGAAGCUCCCUCCUCCCAACGAAUCUUCAUCGUUGGAGGAGGUAUCGUGGGCGCAGCUCUCGCCUUCCACCUCUCCCAAAAUAAGAAUGGACAUCACAUUGUUCUCAUCGACAAGUGUUUAGAAAAGCCUGUUGGGUCUACGGGUCAUGCCCCCGGCUUCGUCGGCCAACUCAAUGAGUCGCCCGUGCUGACUAGACUUGCUAAAGAUACCGUUUCAGAGUAUCGCACUAUCCCCGGUGGCUUUAACACCGUCGGGGGGCUGGAGCUUUCAUCAACAGCAUCAGGAGUGGAGACAUUGCAUCGCCGACGUGAGCUAGCAGAAGCUGCUGGCCUGCCCGCUGAACUUAUCACACCAGAGGCAGCGGCGUUCCUUGCUCCAGAUUUCAUCGACGCCGAUACGGUGAAACUUGGGCUGCGUUUCUCGUCGGAUGGGACAGCCAAUGCGCAGGCCAUCACUUCUUACUACUUUGAUCAAGCUCGAAGCCGAGCUGUGGACUUUGUCGAGGCCUCUGUUACUGGCUUCGAGGUCACAGAUGGCAAAGAUGGACAAGUUGCACAGAUAAAAGUCCUUCAGACUGCCAACGGGAAUAUUGACACGCAAGGCAGUAUUGCCAUACUUGCCACUGGUAUUUGGACUCCAUCUUUGACAGGUACGGCCGGCUAUCAAGCUUCAAUCACCAAGCUUCCAGUCCCCAUUGUUCCAGUUGCACACCCUUACACAUUUACCUCAUCUCGACCUCUCCGCACUGGAAUCCCGUACCCAUUUGUUCGCUGGCUCGAUCAUCAUGUCUACGCCAGAGAUCAUGGAGAUCGGGACGGGCUGGGUAGUUACGAUCACACUCCCCUGCAGCUCGAUCCUGUGGAUACCGCCAUCGGAGCUUGGCCACCCAGCUUCGAUAAAGUUCUUUCCGAGGCAGCCUCAUACUUGAAGAAUGGCGAUCAAUUCCAACUGAACGGAUGCAAUGCCGACUCGGAUGCCUGGGCAGUCAAACGACCGUUCAAUGGCAUCUUCUCCGUGACGCCUGACAAUCUCCCACUUGCAGGGCAAGUGUCAGAUGUUGGCAACCUGUGGAUGGCCGCUGCGAUCUGGGUUACUACUGCUGCUGGAACAGCGAAGCUGCUGUCACGGAAGAUUCUGGGUGGAAUUGACAGCUCUUCGGAGGAGGAUGGGCAGCUCUUGGAAGCUCUGAGUCCUGCGCGUUUUCAAGGUAUCGGAGCGGAUAUUCUGACUAGCCAGGCUUUGGGGAAGUACAACGAUAUCUAUAAUAGAGACACUUCGGGUCACUAA